GUCCCCUUCGUCUCCUGCCACCUCAGGGUCUUGAAGCUGUCGUAUGCUAUGCUCGACCGCAGGAUCCUCGGGGAGCUCUCUUCUAGCUGCGCAUCUCUGGAGGAACUUGACCUCAAGGAUUGCGUGGUGGCAGCGGAUGAGAUCGUCUCUGCCUCUCUCAAGACUUUAAUCAUGCUCAAAUGCAAGAUCGAGUGUGACUUCUCGAUUUCUGCUCCGAACCUCGUGAUUCUGCGCCUCAUCAUCUUACUUGCGGGUCCCAUCAUUCAAGAACCUGGGUUCGCUGGUCACUGGAACUAUCAUGAUAGAUGACUAUUUCUUGAGUGAUGACUUCAAUGAGGAUGACGAGUAUGACGAAACCACUGAUGAUGAUGUUUCUGAACACACCAUUGAUCAAGAGGAUUCUGAUGAAACUACUAUUGAUGAUGAUGAUGAUGAUGAUGACGACGACGACGACGAUGCAGCUGAUGAUAAUAGCAAUUAUGGUUCUGAACACAUCAUUGAGCAAGAGGAUUGUGAUGAUACUACUUCUGACGAUGGUGGCGAUGAUGAUAGCAGUUAUGUUUCUGAACACAUCAGUUAUGGUUCUGAACACAUCAUUGAGCAAGAGGAUUGUGAUGAAACUACUUCUGAUGAUGGUGACGAUGAUGAUAGCAGUUAUGCUUCCGAACACAUCACCAAUCAAGAUGAUUGUGAUGAAACAACUGAUGAUGAUGGUGAUGAUAGCGACGAUAAGGAUAAGAGAGAGAAGAGCUAUAAGGCUGGUGAUGGCUCUUUCUUGAGUGGUGAUGAUUCUGUAUACAUCAGUGAAGAUGAUGUUUUCGCUGAAAGCGCUGACGAGGAAGAUGGUUCUGAUAAUAGCAAGAAUUCUAAGAUUGGAUAUGGGUCUGAUGGUCAGAACGACAAUUAUGAUCAUGAUAAUGAUAUCGAUAGCGGUGACACCUAUGAAUACAGUGAGAUUGCACAAGAGAGAAAGUAUGGUUACCAUGCCGACAAACAAAAUUCUAGCUAUGAAAACAGUGAAAUCAAUGAUAGUGGACAUCUUGGUGGCCAAAACAUCCUUCGGAGUCUUUCAAGUGUUACAAGUUUGGAGUUGUUAACUGAUGCUGGAGAGGUGGUUCUAAUUAGGGAAUUGAGAAGAUGUUCAAUCUUUAGCAACCUGAAGAUCUUGUCCCUUGGUGAAUGGUGUAUGGCUCCUGGUUUCGAUGCACUAAUUUUCCUGCUCCAACAUUCACCUGUUAUAGAGAGGCUUUUUCUCCAACUUAAAUUGAAGCAAAAAAGCCUUGGAAACAAGUAUCAAACUACAGAGAAGAUCAUUUACCUGCAAAGACCUUCAAAUGGUGAAAAUCAAAUGCUCAAAGGAUGA
Molecule: messenger RNA, 1363 nt
Organism: Triticum dicoccoides
Lineage: Eukaryota; Viridiplantae; Streptophyta; Magnoliopsida; Poales; Poaceae
Product: sarcoplasmic reticulum histidine-rich calcium-binding protein-like
Exons: 3
Coding region: 299-1363 (354 amino acids)
Source: RefSeq, a predicted model, not a curated record